AUGGUCUCCAUCGGAAGAGCCACGGAAUUCUCAAACUGGCUGCCACCAAAAGAGAAAAACCGACAAGCCGAAGAAAAUGAGUCAGAAAUCCUGGCCAUACUCGAUUCGGCAUACGCAAAUGACAGCACAGUGACUGCGCAAACCGUCAGCAAGUGGGAAUCCGCCAGCAAUGGUAAUCGGAACAGAAAGGAGAAGGUUGAGCUACUCAUCGCAUGCACGAUCGACCGGAUGACUGAACUUCCUGGUGAAGGCUCAUUCACCCGGGCCUUGAUCGACGCCUCAAUUGAGCUGCUCGUGGAGUCUGGCGAUCGCUCAUUCUCGACGUUUCAAUUCAAUCAACGAAUAGCCUUGGACAAGCGAAGAUACGAGGAGCCAUCAUAA
Molecule: messenger RNA, 381 nt
Organism: Paraphaeosphaeria sporulosa
Lineage: Eukaryota; Fungi; Ascomycota; Dothideomycetes; Pleosporales; Didymosphaeriaceae
Exons: 2
Coding region: 1-381 (126 amino acids)
Source: RefSeq, a predicted model, not a curated record